Hyalella azteca is the source of this 1862-nucleotide messenger RNA. Its product is annotated as beta-1,3-galactosyltransferase 5-like. NCBI's taxonomy places the organism in Eukaryota, Metazoa, Arthropoda, Malacostraca, Amphipoda, Hyalellidae. The coding region runs from base 47 to 1306 and encodes 419 amino acids. Gene Ontology annotation, molecular function: hexosyltransferase activity. The record is from RefSeq and is a predicted model, not a curated record. The transcript has a single exon. Gene Ontology annotation, cellular component: membrane.
GAACGUGCAUGGUUUCCCCAAGAGUGCAAGUUUCGUGAACCCCAAGAUGAGCUCCCCCACACAUCCCCAGCCCAUGUUUGGGGCCCGACUCGUGUACCUGAACAUGUCCUCCAACGAACCUCUGGUUGAAGCUCCACGUCCUUUUCCCAUGUUUUCGUGUUGUACUGAAGGAAACAAUCCUUGGUGUAAGAAUAAUAGAUGGUGUUGCUUUGUUCGGACGCUACAAAUUUGCCUCGUCCUGCUUUUAGUUUAUUGUUUGUACUCCACUUUGCGGGCUGAAGAGACGCGCCGAGCCCCUGACUCGAGUGACAGUCCCAGGAUGCUGUGGAACGCCAGAAAGCCUCUAGGGGGAAAUCUAGAUUACGAUACGAAAGCUUUUAGUGUUAAUGUAAAUGUUAAUGUUGUCGACAACGCGACUUUGCCGUCAUUUAAAUCACUAAGAUCAAAAGUUUUAAUGGCCCCCAAACAGUUUUGUGCGGGGGAUCAGGUAGACAUCGUUAUUUUAGUUCAUUCAAGACCAAGUAAUAUUGGAUCUCGAAAAUCCAUCCGGAAAACAUGGGGAGGAAUACGAAAAUUACCCGACGGAAGAUCUUUGUCUCUAAUAUUUGUGAUGGGCCUUUCAUUUCCUUAUGAAAGUUAUGAUUACGCGAUGAAAAACAGUAGAAUAAUAGAUGAAAUGACGCGCCACGAAGCAGUGCAAUACCAAGACGUGCUCCUGGGUGACUUUCAUGACAUUUAUCAUCACUUGAGCAUCAAGCACGAGCUCGGCUUGCGGUGGCUGACUCAACAUUGCCCAAGAACUUCGUUGAUUUUCAAAGCUGAUGACGAUGCGUUUGUUGACGUUUACGGUCUAUUCAGCUUCCUUGACCGGACUUUGGAGACUCCUCAUCCAACCUCGAUGAUAGCCUGUGAUGUGAUACCGGCCGGAACUGAACCUAAACGCGCCGGGAAAUGGGCUGUUAGUGUUCUCGAGUAUCCAAAAGCCCAAUAUCCUCAGUACUGCAGUGGGCUUGCGUACGUCAUGUCCAUGGAUGUGGCCAAGGCAAUCAUCCAGAAGGCGGCUGCAAGGCCUUGGUUGUGGGUGGACGAUGUUUGGGUAACAGGUUUACUAGUUGAAGAUAUGGAAAUACGCUACAUCUUAUUAAAUGCUCGUUACUGUUAUGACCUCGAGCCUUUACAGUCUUGGCUUGCAGCUACGAACGCUUCUUCAUCAGUUCCAUGCACAGUUGCACAUUUAGAUGCGAGAAAUUCUAGCUACUCUGAUAUUCUCAAUGAGAUCUGGCAACAUGUUCAGGCAGUCAGAUGAUGAUUAAUUUGUAAUUAUUUUAUUCUUAUGUAAUUUCAGUUAACCUAUUGAAUUUGAUAACAAUUUUCAUCAUACAGCCCUCAAGGCUUGGUAAUUAACUGUCUUAAUAGGUUUUUCAAACAUCCCACUGGGUUUUUCAAAUAUCCCAUUUGGCUUUUCAAGCGUCCCAUUGGGUUUUUCAGGCAUCUCAUUGAGUUUUUAAAACAUCCCAUUGGGUUUUUUAAACGUGCCAUUGGGUUUUUUCAGGCGUCUCAUUGGGUUUUUAAAACGUCCCAUUGGGUUUUUCAAGCAUCUCAUUGUGUUUUUAAAACAUCCCAUUUGGUUUUUAAAACGUCCCAGACAGGUUUUGCCUGCCUUUGUCUGUUGUUGCUCAUUUAUCUAUAAUGUAGUUCUCACCAAACGUAUUUUAAUCGUGAGCAAUACCGUCGUCAAAUUACUAUUGAAUGUAUGAGAGUAACUUACAUACGUUCAUCAUUGAAUUAAGAUUCUUACUCAAAGUUCGCAUUGCAGGGUACGGUAUUGUUGGAUUACCUUGCAAGGAUUUCUCUGAUUGAAC